AGCGGACCUCUGCACGGAGUGAAACAAAAUCUGACAACCAAUAGAGUACAGUCCGCGGAAAUCGUUCAUUUAAUAGCAAGAGCAAGAAUAUAAUAUAGAUAUAUAUAUAUGUGUAUAUAAUCUAAUUUUUCUCGCACACACACACACACACACACACACGUAUAUACCCUGUAUAUGUGUAUGUAUAUAUAUUCUGCCUGUGUGUACCAAAAAAUUGUUAUACAUAAAAUAAAUUGCGACAGAAAGAAAUACCAUUAUCAACUAAAAAUAGUGCCUUAAUGCUCAAAGGAAUAUCAAUUUUAAUAACGAACAAAAACAAAAAAGCAAUAACCAAACGACAUUAAUUAAUAGAUUCAAACAAAAGGAGGAGAGCGCGCAACAUCGACACACGCCCGCAUGUCCGAGUUAAAGGUUUAAAGUAGAAGCCAAGAACCUGUAUACCUGAAGGGAAAUCGAAAGAUGACUUUCACCCGAUUAAAGACUGUGACAUUGCUCGUGACGUGUGCUCUGCUGGCACUGAGUUUUCCCGGAUAUGUGAAUUGCGCUAAUAACGGAAAGAAAGGAUCGCAGCCAGCGGCAGCCGCAGCGCCGCUUGAGCCAGAGGCCGUCAUCGAAGAGGUCAACGCCAAGCAAUUGGAGAAGCUUCUGGCCGACAAGGAUUACGUUGCUGUAUUCUGGUAUGCGCGCAGCUGUGUGACCUGUGAUAAGGUUUUAGCGGAACUCGAAAAAAUAGACGAUGACACCGACUCCUUCGGUGUGGACUUUGUAAAAAUAAACGACAAACGACUAGCUAAGCAAUAUGGCAUUAAGAAUUUCCCAGCACUCACGUACUUCAGGGAGAAGGAGCCCAUCAUCUACGAUGGCGAUCUCAUGGACGAGGAGGGCGUGCUCGAUUUUCUAACCUCACUGGAGGCCAUGGAUCUGCCCGAUCGCAUCGAGGAGGUCAAUGCCAAGAUACUGCAAAAGAUCAUCGAGGAUACGGACUUUGUGGCUGUGCUGUUCUGUCCAGAUCAUGAAACAUGCCCGCCUCGGGUGAUGGACAAGCAGCAAUGCCGCAAGUGUGCCAAGGCCUUGCAGGAGCUGGAGAAUAUUGAUGAUGAAGCCGAUCAGCUGGGCAUUGGAUUCGUCAAGAUACACGACGAGGCCCUGGCCGAUGAAUACAAUUUGGGUGGGCUGCCGGCGCUUGUCUACUAUCGCCAUCAGACACCAAUCAUAUACGAAGGUGAACUCCAACGUGAGGAGGAUGUCUUGGAAUGGUUGGUGCAAAAUAAAUCAACGGGCGACGAGGACGAUGUGAUCGAGGAUGUCACCUCCAAGACGCUCUCAACACUAAUCAGCAACAUUGAUAAUCUGGUGGUGCUGUUUUAUGAUCAUGGCAAUGAUGACUCGAUGACUGUGCUGGAGGAGCUAGAACAAAUAGACGACGACUGCGACAAGCAUGGCAUACAGUUUGUCAAAAUUGAUGAUGCCAAGGCGGCAGGCGAUUAUGGAAUUGAUUCGAUUCCGGCAAUUGUUUACUUUGAAAAAGAAAUUCCAAAUGUUUACGACGGCGAUCUCAUGGAUGAGGAGCAGAUCCUCAAGUGGCUGCUGAGCCAAUUGGAACGCGAUGAGAUCGAGGAUGUCACCGAUGAAAUGCUCGAUACAAUGAUCAAAGAGGGACGCGUCAUAGCAGUGCUGUUUUACGACAACAAUGACAAAAAGUCCCAGAAAGUGCUCGAAGAGCUGGAGAACAUUGACGACGAGUGCGAUGCUCUGGGCAUUACCUUCGUGAAGAUUGACAAUCCCGAGGAGGCCGUUGAAUAUGGCAUCAAUAAAGUUCCUAAACUGAUAUACUUUGAAAAAGGCAUUCCAACCAUUUACGAGGGCAAUCUGGAGGAUGAGGAGAAGCUACUCAAGUGGCUAACAGAUCAAACGAGUUCCGAUCAAAUCGAAGACAUAACCGAUGAAAUGUUGGAUCUUAUUAUAGAGAAAAUGCCACAUGUUGCUGUGUUGUUUUACGACAAAGAUCAAAAGAAAUCACAGAAAAUCCUCGCAGAAUUGGAAAACAUUGACGAUGAGUGCGAUCAGAAUGAUAUUGCCUUUGUCAAGAUCGAUGAUGACAAGGAGGCCAAAGAAUGGGGCAUCGAUGAGAUACCAUCGAUAGUACUCUUCGAGCGUGGCAUUCCACACAUCUACGAGGGUGAUCUGAUGAAAGAAGAUGAGCUGCUCGGUUGGUUGGUGCACCAGAAGCGCUACUCAGAGAUUCCCGAAGUCACCGAUGAGAUGAAGGAUAAAUUGGUUGAGAAUACAGAACAUUUGGCGGUGAUCUUUUAUGACAAAGACGACAAACAGGACAUGCGCAUUCUCAACGAACUGGAGAACAUUGACGAUGAGCUGGAGAAGGAGGGCAUCGUCAUUGUGCGCAUUGAUAAUGCCGCCGAAGCCAAGGAGUACGGCCUGGACCAUCUGCCAGCUCUCAUCUACUUUGAGAACAAAAUCCCCGCUCUCUACGAGGGCGAUUUGAUGAACGAGGAUGAGGUGCUGGAGUGGCUGCUGGUGCAGAAGAAAACCGCCACCAUUGAGGAGGUCACCGAUGAGAUUCUCGUCAAUCUAAUCAAUGAACAUGAAUAUGUUGUCGUUUUCUUCACGGGUCCCUGCGAGCCGGGCGAGACCUGUGAUCACACACUGAACGCACUGGAAACCAUCGACGAUGAGUUGGACGAGGCGGGCAUCAUUUUUGUGACCACCGAGGAUACGGGAGUCGCGAAGAAAUACAACGUCAAGACCUAUCCACGUUUGGUGUUCUUUAGGAAUCGCGAUCCGUUGCACUUUACCGGAGAUCUGGACGAUGAGGAUGAGGUGUUGGCUUGGAUUACCGAUGAUGAGACGCUGGAGAUUCCCGGCAAGAUCGAGGAGGUCAAUGUGAAAAUGUUGGACAAGAUUUUGGCUGAAAACGAUCACGUUGUGGUGUUCUUUUAUGCCGAAGGCGAUAAGAAGGCACAGAAGAUUCUCAACGAGCUGGAGAACAUCGAUGAUGAGUGCGAGGAAAAAGACAUUGACUUUGUGAAGACAUCCGAUGAUGAUAUUGAUAAGGAAUACGAUUUGCCCGGUCUGCCGGCACUUGCAUUUUAUAGACAUAAGUUUAGAACAAUUUACACCGGUGACCUGAUGAAGGAAGAGGAAAUUCUGGAAUGGGUUAUUGACUUGCACGAGUCAACCGCGGAUGUCAUUGAGUCGGUGGAUCGCAAGACACUGCAGGUUCUGAUCAACGAUGUCGAGCACUUGGCUGUGUUUUUCUAUGAUGAUGAAUGCGAAACGUGUUCGGAUAUCUUGGAUGAGCUGGAAAACAUUGAUGAUGACACCGAUAAGCAUGGCAUUCAGUUUGUCAAAUCGAAUGAUGUGAAGCUGGCCCAUGAGAUUGGCAUUUUCGCAUUCCCCGCGUUGGUCUACUACGAGACGGGUGUUCCGAUUAUGUAUGAUGGUAAUCUCAAAAACGAAAAUCGUGUGCUGCAGUGGUUAAUCAAUCAAAAGAGCAACGAUGAUGACGAAAGUGAUGAGAAGAUUAUUAAAUUGCGCUAUCCCAAAGAGAGCGAUGAGGAUAAGCGGGAGCGAUUGAAGCGCCUGCAGCUAGCGAUACGCACAAAGCAAAGAUUGCGAAAGAGCAAAAGACUUCACGAUGAUGACGAUGACGGGGACGAUGACGAUAACGAUGACGAUGACGAGGACGGGGACAAUGACGAUGACGAUAACGACGACGAAGACGAAGAAGAAGAUCUUAAAAGUAAGCCUAAAUAUAGGCACACGGCCAAGGGCCGUACGAUACAUCGUCUGGCUGAUCUAUGCUCGGGUCGGCUUAACGAUGAAAUAGAUGACGAAUGUUUCUAUGUUGGAUUGGGCCAUGACGGCCAGUCAGCUAAGCGCGGCAACAAUUUCGUGCCCAACGAUUACAAACCAUUCCAAUGCUGUCCAACCAAAUUGGAGAAGUCAACGAAAGUUCCUAAAAUGACGGCCCAGCGCAUUGGACACAGCGACGGCGACCAGGGCAAGCGGUCGGGCGGCGGCAGCGUCGGCGGCGGCGGCAACUUCCAGUUCGCAGCAUCGGCAGCCAGCAAGCCAGCAAAGAAACCGGAGCCAACCAGCAGCAGGACAGUGCCAGCCAAGAAGCAACCCAAGCGCAGCCAGGCUCCUGAUGAUGAUGACGACGAUGAUGAUGACGAUGAUGAGCAGCCACUGGUGAAGGUUUCCUAUGCCAACAAGCGUUCGGGCGGUGGCAGCAACAAGCCGCAGGCUGGCAAGCGGCCCGUUGCCAAGAACGAUGACGAUGAGUCCCUGGAGGUGGAGAAGCAGCAGAAGCAGCAGAAGCAAAAGUCAUCGAAGAAGUCCGGCAAGCUGAAUGUGAAAACCGGCGUUAAUUUUUUCCAAAAUCGACUAAAAAAUUUGUAUGACCUCAUUUUUCAGGAUAUCUCACUGUGGGAGUAAGGCAGUUUUGAAACUGAGCAUAAAGCGCAGUUUUGCAAACAAAUCAGUUGAAUAGUGAUUGUAUGAAUAGAAUGAAAAUGCCAUACCCAAACUGCAACCGAUACCAAAACAAAAAAAACACUACCAAAAACCAACAAAAACCCAAUGCCUGCAUAGCCUGCACCAAAAGAAAAAGAACCUUCAAUGACAGGUUUAUAUUUAAAAAAAAUAUUUUUUACCAUCCAAUCAAUCAAUGUGUGACACGUGACUGCCCGUUAAGACACAGUAACUGAGAAAUAAUAACCUGUGAAUCCGUAUGGCUGUGUGUAUAUAAAUUAUGUAUAAAAACACUCACACAUGUACAACAUCCUUGGUGUCUCGUUGUUCCAUCUCUCGAUAGCAGUUUCACACGCAACUCAAAAUAAAAUAAAAACAGAAAAAAGAAAACAAAAACACAAACACUAACAUAAACUUUGUUGAUAUUUUUCGCUACAAUCUACAAAUCUUCGCAACGAUCUGCGCCCAGCACUGUGGUUGUCUAUGACUAAAACCCAAAAACAAUUUGUUGCAUUUUACAACAAAAAAACUUUGUUCAAACUAAAUGCAAUUAAUGCAGCAAACAAAAACCAAAACAACACAACUUCUGAGAACUUUCACUAGUUUACCUAUCUACUAUUUAGCCAGCUAGUCAGCUGUUAUUGUUAUUAACAAACAAACAAAAAAAAACCAAUCAGCAAUUGUCAAUAACGAGAGCGUACACUUUUUGAUACUACUACUUUUUUGUCACAGUAUAUAAAUACCAUUUACAUACAAUAUUUUAUGUAGCUAGACUAAUUUAAAGAAAGCGAAAGCACAAGCUAAAGCUCCAGCCAAAGCUGAAGCCAGAGCAGAAGCCAAAGGCAAAGCCAAAGCAGAGGCAAAAGCCGAAGCCGCAGUCAAAGCAAAGCAGAGGUCAAAGCCGAAGCCACAGCUGAAGCCAAAGCCAAAGCAAACGCCAAAACCAAGCAGCAGCCGAAGCCAAAGCCAAAGCCAAAGCAGAGACCACAGCUGAAGCCAGAGCUAAAGGCAAAGCAAGAGCCGAAGCCAAAGCGGAGACCGAAGCUGAUGCCAAAGCCGACGGCAAAGCGGCAGCUAAAAGCAAAAACGAAACAAAAAUGAAAACGAUAAACGAACAAAUGGAUAAAUAUUUUUUGAAGCAAUUUACAAAUUUGCAAUGGCAAAAACCAAACAACUGUUAACUAUUUUAACUAGAACAUGUACGUAGAGAGCCUACAAACUACAAGCAAAACAUUUUCUAUAUACACACACACACACACAAACAGAGCCAAAGCACAUGCAUACAUGUACAGCACAUUUUGUAACUAGAUAUAAACAUAAGCAAUGGCCAAAUAAUGUCUUCUAACCUUGCAAGUCAAAGACUUUCUCGCUGAAACAAUGGCCUCGCAUGCAAUGUACUAGACACAGCCAUUUUUGAUGUAGUUUUCAUUUGUUUUCUUCUGAGAGCGAUGCCCCACGACGCCUUACCAGCUCGCUGUUAUAUUUGUUAUCGGUAUUUGCAAAAUGCCGAAUAUAUAUUACAUAAACACACACACACACAGACACAAACACAAACACACACAUGUAUAUCUUUAUCACUUAUGUUAGCUAAAACUCCAUCACUCUGUCACUAAAAUUCUACCCACGUGUAAACGCCCCACAUUAUUAAUUCUUUUAUGUUGAACAGCAGCAGCCUCAAGCGAAUGUAUUUUUGUCAAACGGUUGAAAAAUCGUAUAAAAAUUGUAAGCGAAACGCAAGCAACAUUUUUGUAAAAAUUAAGCGCCACACAAUCAAUUGUAAAAAUACACAAUAAAAAGCCAUCGAAAUGAAAUGAA
Messenger RNA from Drosophila guanche, 6309 nucleotides. It is a transcript of the gene hlk, whose product is annotated as putative leucine-rich repeat-containing protein DDB_G0290503. Lineage: Eukaryota; Metazoa; Arthropoda; Insecta; Diptera; Drosophilidae. The coding region runs from base 460 to 4458 and encodes 1332 amino acids. The transcript has 19 exons. The record is from RefSeq and is a predicted model, not a curated record.